Messenger RNA from Dermatophagoides pteronyssinus (European house dust mite), 11349 nucleotides. RefSeq names its product WD repeat and FYVE domain containing 3 bchs (gene bchs). NCBI's taxonomy places the organism in Eukaryota, Metazoa, Arthropoda, Arachnida, Sarcoptiformes, Pyroglyphidae. The record is from RefSeq and is a predicted model, not a curated record. Gene Ontology annotation, molecular function: protein binding; metal ion binding.
AUUGAUGAUCAACCAUUUGCUUUGAUAUAACCAAAUGAAAAUAAAAUAAAACUUGAAUAUUUACAACAAAAAUGGACCAAGAUACAUUAUUAUCCAUAUCACAUCUGCAUAAACAAUUUGCCGAUAUAAAACAAAAUGCACCAUCAAUUGGUUCAUCACAAUCGGCAAAUGAAUUACAUGAACAAAAAAUUUAUAAUAUUUUACCAUUAUUUUGUAAAAUAUUUAAUAAUAACAACAACAAUAAUUACUAUCAACAACAACAACAACCAUCGACAACAACAAAUUCAAAUGAAUUAUCUACAAAUAUACCAAAUAUUGAUAUAUUUGAAACAUUUGCCGAUGCAACAUCAUUCACUCAGAUGGUAUCAAGACUAAUGGUAACCGAGAUUCGUCGUCGUGCAUCAAACAAAACAACCGAAUUAGCAUCAUUAGCAAUUGUUGAAUUUUUAGAAAUUAGUCCAACCAUAACAAAUAUACCGGCAAAUAAAAAAGGAUGGAUCCUGCUAUCAACAUUGAAUAUUUUAGUUUCAUUUAAUUCAUCACAAUUGAUUGCUAUUAUGACUAAUAAUUCAUUAGCAUCAACAUUAGUUAAAUGUUUAUAUCUAUUUUUUGAUCUUCCACCGUUCGAUGAUAACGAUAAUAAUGAUGAAAAUAAAUUGAAAAUCGAUAAUGAUAAUGAUGAUAAUAACGAUGAUAAUGAUGAUUAUUAUCUAUCAAACAAUGAACGUCGACAAUUAUUACAAAAAGUAUUUUCACAAUUAUUAACACGUUUAUGUAUAUCACCAACAGCAUUAAAUGAUUUAACACGUAAAGAUGAUUUAAUAUUAUUAUUUAAUGUUAUAACAUCAUGGUGUCCAGAACAUAAUUCAAUGUGGCGUAAGACAGCAGCCGAUACAAUCAUAACGAUGGCUAAACAUGGAAAUCUGAAUGUUGAUUAUUUACAUUCGAAAAAUUGUAUACAUUUGUUUGUUGAAAAUGUACAAAGAAUAUUAGAAUUAGGUACAGCACCUAAUAAUGAAAUUAUAUUAAUGAUACGUACAUUUAUAUUGUUCAUGUUAGAAUAUGUUAAUCAUUAUCAAAAUUCGGGUAAUACAAAUAAUUCCAAUCUAGCCAUACAAAUACUACUGGAUGAUUUUAACGAAUGUUUUGGUUAUCAAUGUUUUGUUGAUUUUGGUAUUAAAUUAGAACAAUCUGAAGAUUUUAAUUUAUUAGCUGAAUUUAUUGAUUUGAUUGGUUGUUUUACAAAAAUCGGUAUUGAACAAUUAAAACCACGGCCAUUAUCAGUAAAUCAAGUAUUUAUUAUUGAAAAUUUUUCCAUACCAAAACCAUCGUUAAAAAAUUCGAUAAAAAAUCUUAAAGCAUUCAGUAUUUAUGUAUCAUUAUGGCAAAAAUCACAAACAAUUCCGCUGCAACAAAUGAUUUUGAAUCAAAUUCAACAAAUUUAUCGGGAAGAUAAAGCAAAUUAUUUUCUAUUAGAAUCACAAAAUACAUUAAGUUCAUUUGCCGAUCGUUUGGAAGAAAAAAAUGAAACGAUACAAUCGAUAUAUUAUUCGAUAUUAGAAUAUAUUGUAACCGAAUUGAAUUAUGUUCCAUGUAAAGAAUUGAUUACGAUAGGUAUGAUAUUGAAAAAACAACAACAACAAAAUGAUUCAAAAACAUCAUCCCUAUUAGCAUUACGAUCAUUAAAUUCAAUGUUAAAAUUGAAUCAAAUUUUUAAAGAAGUAUUUCGUGAAGUUGGUCUUGUUGAUAUUAUUUGUACAACAUAUAAUUUAUUUAUUGAAAUGCUCGAACAACAACAACAGCAACAAAAAUCUGCUGAUGAUAAUGAUGGUGAUGGUAAUGAUUUAUCACAACAACAUAUUGAAUCGAAUCUAACUGAAUUGUUGGAAAUUCUCAUACAACUAUUGUUGGGUCAAUCGGUUAAUCAAAAUUGUCAAAUUUUUCAUGAUCUUGAUUCAACAACACAUACAUUCCAAUUGAUCAAAUUAUUAAAUACUUAAUCAUCAAGAAGUAAUCGUGAAUCAAAUUCAAUUGCCAAAUCAAUACGUAAACGUGCAUUUACAUUAAUACAACAAUUAAUAUUAUCGACUAAUAAUAGUGAAGAAAAUCUAUCACAAUUAUUAGUUUUAUUACAUAAAGAUCGUAAUUCAUUCAACAGUGUACAGGAAAUGUUGAGUUUAAAAUUAUCAGUUUUAAAAUCAUUAUUGAUUGUAUUGAGUGAAAAUCAUCGUGUACGUGCAUUAUUUCGUAAAAUUGGUGGUUUUGUAUCGGUUAUAUCGGUUAUUGUUUAUAUGGAAAAUUAUUUAAGUGAAAUACCAUCCGUAUAUGUUAUUACUGAUAAUAGUAGACAAAUUUGGAAUCUAUUACGUUUUGUUUUUGCAACAUUAACAACAGCAAUGCGUUUUGAACCGGCAAAUUCAAAAUAUUUUGCUCAAGAAAUUUGUUCACCAAGUUUUACCGAUUCAUUACGAUUGUUGGGUUGUUUUGAUGAAAUACAAUUUGGUUGGCGAAAAUCAUCAAUGAUGAUGGCUAAAAAAGAUGAAACAAAUUAUGAAAAAUUAUUUGAAUAUAAUGUUGAUGAAUUACCAUCGAAUCGAAAAUAUACAAAAAAUGAAUGUUCCUGUGUUCUGAUGAGAUUAUUAUAUGAUAUGGCUAUGGAUUCAUUGGAUCGAAAUAGUGGAAAUACUGGAUCACAACAACAACUGAUAAAAUCCUCAAAUAUGGAUACAAAUAUAAUCAUUUAUCCAUGCAUAAUUGAUUCAAUAUUUCAAUUAUUAAAAUUUAUUGAAUCAGGUCGUUUAUGUAGAUUUUUAAUGGAAAAAAUCGGUACAUUAUUACGAUUAGAACGUAAUUGUCAAGUGAUUUGUGAAACUGGUUUAGUUUCCGAAUUAAUGCAUUCAGCUUAUUUGGAUAUUUUUAUGGAUGAAUCAAAUCAAUUACAUCAAUUAAUUCGUUAUAUAUUUGAACGAUUAUCUGCACAUCAUAUACAGGCCAAAGAUUUACGUAUAUUUUUACGUUUAUCAAAUCCACUCAAUUCAAUACCAUUGGAUGAAAUUAAACCAAAAAUAUUUAAUCGUGAUCGUUCAAUACCAUUAUCAAGAAUUAAAUCAAUAAUAAGUAUUGCUACACCACGUGAUUCACAAGAUGAUGAUCAAUCAAAUAAUCGAAUAAUUCAAUGUUCAAAUCGUAAUCUAACACCACCAUUUACUGAAUUUGAUAUGAAUCCAGAAGGAUUUAGUUGUAUAUUUAUACCAUCGAUUGCACCUAUUUCGACAGCAGGUAAUUUUUCGAAUGGUCCAUCAAGUCUUUUGACUGGUGCAAUUGUUGGUAAUUCUGAUUCACCUGUAUUAGUUAAUGGUGGUAUUGGUACCGGUGAACGUGCAUUUCCAUCACAAUCUGGUCUUUCAUUUACAAGUUGGAUUUUUAUUGAACGUUUUGAUCAAAUUAAUGAUAAUCAUACAAUCAAUGUAUUAACAUUAUAUCGUUCAACACAACCAAAUGCUGAAUAUUCAUGUUUAAAAGCAUAUAUAAGUUUACAGGAAAAAACAAUGACUAUUUCUACACAAGAAUUACCAAUAUUUACAACAAUGAAUAUACAAAUGAAUCUUGAUUCAGAUCAUAAUGUUAGAUUUCCAGUACCGGAAUUAACAACAACAAAUUCAUGGCAUCAUAUUGUUAUUGUAUUGAAUAGAGCAUUAUUAAAAAAUUCUACAAUUUAUGUUUAUAUUGAUGGUUGUUUACGUUUAUCAAAAAAAUUAAGCUAUAUUUCAUCAAUUGUUGGUGGUAGUUAUGGUAUUACAAAUACAAGUCCAUUAUAUAUAAAUGCAUUUAUUGGUACACCACCACAAUAUCGUAAACAAGGUUCACAAUUAGUUUGGAAACAAGGUCCAUGUCAUUUGAUUGAAGAAGCAUUAGGUCCACCAUUUGUUUCAUAUAUUUAUAUGCUUGGUCCUAAUUAUAUUGGUAGUUUUCAGGCUAUUGCAUAUAAACAACAAUCACAUCAUCAACAACAAAUUGCUGAAGAUAAAUUAAUAUUUGGUUUAAAUGCACGUGCAACAUCAGUAAUGACAUUAUCAAAAAUGCGUCGUGUUUAUUCAAAAUUUGAUUGUAAACAAAUUGCUAAAAUUAUUGGCCUUUCAACACAUGAAAAUGCAACACCUAUUUAUGUAUUACAUAAUUCAGCUGGACAUUUAUGUGGACCAAGUAGACCAUUAGGUGGUGUUUUGAUUGGUAAUAUUGGUGCACGAUGUUUUGUACCAAAACCAAUUACACUGACUGUAGCCGAUAUUGGUGGUACAUAUCUAUUGUUAGGUUUGGUUGCAAAUGCACAUGAUUCUGAAACAUUAUAUGCAAGUUGUAAAACAUUUUUAUGUAUUAUUCGUUCAAAUCGUGAAUUACAACUUGAAAUGGAUCGUAUUAAUGGUUAUCAAAUAUUAUCAAUGUUAUUAAAACGUAAAAGAUUAUCAUUAAAUGUUCAUAUUCUUAAUUUAUUAUUUGAUUUGGUGGAUAAUCUUGAUGCACGAUUAAUAAUGAAUCAGACAAUAAAUCGUCAAACAAUUUAUUCAUCUGCAACAAUUUCAAACGUUGCAAACAAAUAUCCAAGUAAUUAUCGUGCAUUUAAAGAAUUAUUUAUCGAUUCUAUUGAUCUUUGGCUGCAAAGUGAAUUACUUAAACCAUUAUUAGAUCGUAUAAAUGAAAUUAUAACAUCAAGUUCAACUAGUUCAAGUAUGGAAAAUGCUUUAACAAUUGAAACACGUUUAAAUGUUUAUCAUUUACGUAAAAUGAAUCUAUUGACACGUUUAUUUUCAUUGUUUAAAGAUCAUCCAGAAUUAAAAGAUGAUGAAAAACUCAUACCGAUCAUAAUGAUUAUUUGUUUUCGUUUAUUAAACAAAACUAAUCGAUCAAAAGAUUUACUUUGUUUGGGACAAUUUAUUGUUUCACUUUUACCGAUCAAUAAUAACGAUGAUCAACAACAAAAACAACGACAAAAUGAUCAAUCGAAAACAAUCGAACAAUCGAAUACAAUGAACGAAACAAUCGAUUCAUCGAUUGAAUUAAUAAAUUCUUUAUUGAAAAUUAUUCUACAAUUAAUGAGCCGUAAUUCACCAUCAACAAAUGGUCAAAUGCAAGAUGAUUUGGUACGAUCACUUGGUUUUGAUUGGUUUCUGUUGUUUAUUGGACAACAAAAACAAUUACAUCAGGAAACAAUAACUAUUGGUUUGGUCAAUCUAAUGUUAUUAUUAUCGAAUCCAAUACUUUAUGCAAAAUUUCGUGAAGGUUUAACAAACGGACAAUGGUUAAAAGAUGCUGAUUCAUUUAUUGAAAAUCGUUCGACUGGUUUUCAAUUGGCUGGUUUUAAUAUAUCAACAACAAAUACGACAACAACAACCGCAGCGAAAAAUUCAGUAACAAAAAUUCAACGUGAUAUAUUUACAUUACCCGGGUUUCAACAUUUAAAUUGGCUACUUCAAUAUCAUCUAUAUGAACCGAAAAUUUAUCUAAUUCUAUUUCAAACAAUAUUUGGUUAUUUUCGUACAUUAACACCAAAAACAUUAGAAGAUAUUGAUUCAUUUGAUCAACUUUCAUUGAAUAAUUUAAUCCAAAUACUUGUUAAUGAUCAAAAACAAUUUAAACAGGAAAAAAUUUAUGGUAAAGAUAUUAUAUUAUCGAUUAUUGUUAUGAUUAAUUCAAUUUGUUGUCAUUCGAUUGGAAUCGUUAAUAAUGAACAAAAUCAAUUUAAAUAUAAUGAAUAUCCAAUAAUAUUGAUAAAUUUUAUCAAAUAUAUUUAUAAUUAUAAUCGUGAUUUUCGUUUUUAUUGUCAAACAAAUUCUGAAUUUCUUCAUCAUUUAUGUCGUUCAUUGAUUGUAACAGAUCAAGAUGUUGAAUCAACAACAACAACAACAACAGCGACACAAUUAAUUGAUCAUCCUGUUUGUCAACUGAUAUUAGAAUUUAUAAUGGCCAUUUUUAUCAAUAUAAUCAAUACAAAUCCAUAUACAUUAUCAAUGAAUCAAACACAACAAUCAUUAUUUACAAAUAAUAAACCAUGUCAAUUAUUUAAUAGUUUAUUAAAUUAUAUGGGACAAUGUCGUCAUGGACAAACAAAAAUUAUAUCAUUAUUUUUGGAUUGUGUUUGUAAAUCAUUGGAUUUUAAUAUUCAAUCAUCAUCCACUCAGCAUAAUAACAACAACGAACAACAACAACAAAAUAUUAUUUUAAAUUUCCAAAAUUCCUAUUCUAAUAUUGUGGUAUUAAUGUCAGCGAUUGUUGAUAAAUUAUGGCAAAAUUGUUAUAUUGAUGAUCGAAGAAAAAUUCUUGAUUGUCUUAUUCGAUUAUUGCGAACAAAUUCUUCCGUUGAUACAGCAACGACGAAACAAUCAACAACAAAUUCAUCAUCAUUGAAAACAUCAUUAAAAAAUUUAACAUCACAAAUAUCCGAAUUGAAUCUUCUCUAUAAAUCAAUUAAUCGUACAAUUUUAUUUCUAAUAUCACGAUCACAUGAAACAAUAUCGGAUCGUAUACAAUUAUUUGAAAUAUUACAAUUAAUACAUUGUAAUAGUCAAUUAUUAAUAUGUUCCAAAUGUAAUAAUGAUCAUGAAUUUUUUGCAUGUUUAACAUAUUGUUUGCUGCAAUUGGUACAAAACGAAACAAUUAAUUUAACACCAACAACGUCAUCAUCUUCAGGAACAAAUAUUAAAAAUGAUCGAUCAACAUCACAAACAACAUGGUAUAUUGAUAGUAAUCGUAGUAAUAAUAAUUCGCUAGAUCAAACUGAUCAAACUGAUGAAGGUACAUUAUUAAUAAUAUCAACAGUGAAAAAAAUUUGGCAAGAAAUUUAUUUAUCCAAGAAAAAUUUCCUAGAAGAAACAUUGAAGAUUUCAUUAACAAUAAAUAAUUCUGCAUUUGGCAUUGAAUCAAAUGAUUUAAUAAAAUUUCGUGAUUUACUUUAUGAACCUACGCAAAAAUUUUGGUCAAAUUAUAUUGACCAAGAACAGCAACGUUUGAAAAGAAAACCACCACCACAAACAUCAUCAUCAUUAUCAUUUGAUUAUCUACCAUUAUCAAAUACAACGAAUGUUUUAUCGGAAAAAUUUACAAAUAUUAAUAAAUUAAAUAAUUUAGUAACCAAAUCGGCUGGUGGUUUUGUAUCGAAAAUUGUUGGCGGUACAUCGGGUGUUGUUGGUUCAGCUAUAUCAUCCGCAGUCGGUACAACACGUAAAGAAGUAUUUCGUUCAAGUUUAAGUUCAGAUUCAGCACAUUUAACAUCACAUUCAACUAUAGUGCCAACAUGGACUUUGAUGACAAAAAAUGAAAUCAUUUAUUGGACAUCGAUACAUGAAUUGAUUGUUAAAAAUUUUGUCAAUUUUCAAGCCAAACAAAAACGUACAUUAGAUUAUAAUCUACGUAAAUAUGUUUAUAGUGAAUGGCAAAAUAAUGAAUAUGAAUUUUUAACACGUGAACGUACAAUAUGGGGUCCAUUAUAUGGUUCAAAACGUUUUGAUAAAUGGAUGUUAGAUAUGACUGAAGGACCAAAUCGUAUGCGUAAAAAAAUGAUACGUAAUGAUGAAUUUUAUCAAAAUUAUCCAUUCCGACCGGAAUUAGAGAAUAUAAAAUCACCAAAAUUUCGUUCACCAAUAUCAUUAGAUUCAAAAGAUUAUUAUCGUAGAAUUUAUUCGGAAAAAUAUUUUCAUUUGGAUAAAGAUGAUGAUAUACAAUCAUUUGAAUAUGAAAUUGAUGAAUUACCAUGUGCAUCGAUUAGUGAUUCAAAUGAAAUAUCAAAAGGUUCGGAUUCAAAUCGACCAAAAACAUCAUUAUCAAAUACUGAUGAUGAUUAUCAAGAAUUUAUUGGUGAUCCAUCCGAUUCAAUUGAUAUAUUUGAAUCAGAACAAACAAUUAGUGAACAACAAAUUAAUAAUAUUAUAAUGCAUGAAGAUAAUAAUAAUAAUAAUGAAAUGCAAACAAUAUUAAGAUUAUUGGAAGAAGGUGAAAAAAUUUCACAUAUGUUUCGAGUGGCUCGUGUACAAGGUCUUGAUUCAUAUGAAGGUCUUUUAUUAUUUGGUAAUGAACAUUUUUAUCUUAUCGAUGGUUUUACAUUAUUAAAAACAAAAGAAAUUCGUGAUAUUGAUUCAUUACCACCGGGUGUUUAUGAUUCAAUCAUACCAAAUACACCAAGUUCAAGUUCCGUAUCUGUUUAUACUGGGAAAAAAGUAUGUAAUAAAUUUGCAUAUGAAGAUAUACGUGAAGUACAUAAACGUCGUUAUCUAUUACAACCAAUUGCAUUGGAAAUAUUUUCAAUGGAUGGUCGUAAUUCAUUAAUGGUAUUACCAAGAAAUUUACGUAAUAAAGUUUAUGCAAGAUUUUUAUCUGUUGCUGUUCAUAUUACGGAUAAUGCACAAGAUUCAUUGAUGGGACAAAAACGUAAUGUUAAUGUUGAAACAGGUGGUCUAUUAAGUAAUCUGAUUGGUGAAACUUCUGUCACACAACGUUGGAUUCGUGGUGAAAUAUCAAAUUUUCAAUAUCUAAUGAAUCUAAAUACAUUAGCUGGCCGUUCAUAUAAUGAUCUAAUGCAAUAUCCAGUAUUUCCAUGGAUUGUAGCUGAUUAUCAAAGUUAUGAAUUAGAUUUGAAUAAUCCGGCUUCGUUUCGUGAUCUAAGUAGACCGAUGGGUGCACAAACACCGGAACGUUUGGAACAAUUUCGAAAACGUUUUAGUGAAUGGGAUACUGAUACAAAUAUUAAAGGGGGUGAUGAACUUAUACAAGGUGCAUAUCAUUAUGGAACAUUUUAUUCAAGUGCAAUGAUUGUUGCUUCAUAUUUGGUACGAAUUGAACCAUUUACACAACAUUUUCUACGAUUACAAGGUGGUCAUUUUGAUUUAGCUGAUCGUAUGUUUCAUUCGAUUGGUGAUGCAUGGCUUUCAGCAUCAAAACAUAAUAUGGCCGAUUUGAAAGAAUUAAUUCCAGAAUUUUUUUAUCUACCUGAAUUUCUUAUAAAUUCAAAUCGUUAUGAUUUUGGUUGUAAACAAAAUGGUACACGUUUAAAUGAUGUUAUAUUACCUAAUUGGGCUAAAAAUGAUCCACGUGAAUUUAUUCGUGUACAUCGUGCUGCAUUAGAAUCGGAUUAUGUUUCAGCACAUUUACAUGAAUGGAUUGAUCUGAUAUUUGGUUAUAAACAAAAUGGUCCGCCAGCAAUUGAAGCAGUAAAUGUAUUUCAUCAUUUAUUCUAUGAAGGAAAUGCCGAUAUCUAUAAUAUUGAUGAUCCAUUGAAAAAGAAUGCAACCAUUGGUUUUAUAAAUAAUUUUGGUCAAGUACCAAUGCAAUUAUUUAAAAAACCACAUCCACAAAAGAAAACAUAUCAAAAUUCAGUAUCAACACCAUUAAUAUCAUCAUUACCACCAUUAUUAUCAUCAGUAAAUUUAAGUGGUUCGAAUACUGCAAGCAAAGUAUUCAUACAUAAUUUAGAAUAUUUAAAACCGAUGAUGAAUCCAAUCAAAGAACUUAAAGGUGCUGUUGGUCAAAUUGUUCAACAAGAAAAAACAAUAUUGGCUGUUGAACAGAAUAAAGUAUUGAUACCACCAUUAUAUAAUCGUUGUGUUGCAUGGGGUUUUGCUGAUCAUAGUUUUCGUAUCGGACCUUAUGAAUCGGAUCGUGCACUUUAUGUUUGGGAAAGUGAACUAUUUCCACCGAAUGGUGAAAUUCUUUGUACAACUGUACCGAAUUCUCGUAUUAUUAUUACGGCUGGAACUAAUUCAGUUAUUUAUGUUUGGCGUGUAAAAACUAAAUCAUUAACAUUAUCUUUGCAUCAGAAAUUAUAUGGUCAUACUGAAGCGGUUACAUGUUUAGCAUCAUCAUCAGCAUAUGGAAUUAUUGUUUCUGGUUCACGUGAUAAAACCUGUAUUAUUUGGGAUCUUAAUCGUUUUGUUUUUAUACGACAAUUAGGUGGUGGUAUUGAAUUAGUUCAUCGAUCACCAAUUGCAGCAGCCGCUAUUAAUGAUCUAACAGGUGAUAUUGCUACAUGUUGUUCAACAAUGUUAUAUCUUUGGUCAAUUAAUGGUGAUCUUGUUGCACAAGUUAAUACACUUGAUUGUUCACCAUUAUCAUCAUCAUCAUUAAAUUCACCACAAAAUUCAGCACAAAUAUUAUGUUUAGCAUUUUCAUCAUAUAAUGAAUGGGAUGCAGAUAAUGUUAUAUUGACUGGAUCAUCAGAUGGUGUUGUAAAAAUGUGGGCAUUACGUUAUGUUCAAGAACGAUUAGAAACAACAGAUGAAUCGAAAGAAAAAACACCAUCUUCAUUAUCAUCAUCAUCAUCGUCGUCGUCGUCGUCAUCAUCUUCAUCAUCAUCAUCAACCGAAUCACCUGUAUCAGAAGAAUUGAAAAAUUCUAUUUCAUUAAAUCCAUCAAAAGAUGAAAUUGUUCGUCGAUUAUCGAUAGUAUCGACAAAAAAUGAAAAUGAAGAUUCUGAAGAGAAUACAGCUGAUUCAACAACACCUGUUGAUGAUGAAGGUAAUGAUUUAAAUGAUUGGAAUCGAUCAAAUAAUCAACAACAACAACAACAACAAUCGCAUGUUAUUCGUCCACAUCCGACUAUUUCAUUAAUACAUUCAGAAUCAUUUACCGAAUCAAAACCUGAACAAAAAUUAUUCAAAAAUAAUGAACCAAAAUCAUCAACAAAAUUAUUAGGAAAUUCAUUACAAACCGGUGGCACUGGUGGAUCAAUUCGUAAUUCAAAAUCCGAUACAGCUUUAGCUGAAUCAUUAUUGAAAACUGCUAAUAAACCACCAAAUCAAUUACCACAACAAAAUGAUGAUAAAGAUCCAUGUCUUAAGAUUGGUUAUCGUUGGACAACAAAAUUAGUAUUUUGUUCAAAAUUAACAAUGCAUACAGCAUAUGAACGUAAAGAUAAUAAAGAUCCGGCUGCAAUUACCUGUAUAGCAAUAUCGAAAGAUCAUCGUAAUCUUUUUGUUGGUGAUGCACGUGGACGUAUAUUUUGUUGGGCUGUAAAUGAGAAUAAAAAUCUUGCCGCUGAUCAUUGGAUUAAAGAUGAUGUUGCAACUAAUUGUACAAGUUGUUCAAUAAAAUUUUCAAUUACCGAACGUAAACAUCAUUGUCGUAAUUGUGGUAAAGUUUUUUGUGCAAGAUGUUCAAGAUUUGAAGCAGCAAUUAUACGAUUAAAAAUAAUGAAACCGGUACGUGUUUGUCAAAAUUGUUUCAUCUUUUUACAACAACAACAGCCAAAAUCAACCGGUUAAACAUAAAAAUCUAGUCAAACAGUUAUACAUCACCAAAAAAGUAUUUUUUGCUGCUGUUCUUCAAAAUCAAUCAUCCUAUUUUUUUCCGCCACAUUUGUGAUAU